GGCCACAGCUGGGCCGGCGGUGGCCGGAGCACGUGGCCACGGGGCUCAGCGCCUGUCCCCCCGCAGGGGCUGCUUCCAGGCCCUGUACACCCACAAGUUCCGAGCCGUGCUGGGCAAGAGCCGCGUCGUCUUCCCCGGUGAGAAGGUGCUCCUGGCCUGGUCCGGGGGGCCCUCGUCCAGCUCCAUGGUCUGGCAGGUCUUCCAGGGCCUGAGUCCGGACUCCGCCAAGAGACUGCGGUUCGUGCCCGGGGUCGUCCACAUCGACGGUGCGUAAGGCGCCUCUGCCGCCAGGCGGGUACGGUG
Molecule: messenger RNA, 303 nt
Organism: Condylura cristata (star-nosed mole)
Lineage: Eukaryota; Metazoa; Chordata; Mammalia; Eulipotyphla; Talpidae
Gene: CTU2
Product: cytosolic thiouridylase subunit 2 homolog (S. pombe)
Exons: 3
Biological process (GO): tRNA wobble position uridine thiolation
Cellular component (GO): cytosol
Molecular function (GO): sulfurtransferase activity; tRNA binding
Source: RefSeq, a predicted model, not a curated record